AUGCGACUCUCCAUGUCAACACUCUGCGUGCUUCUCGCCACGGGCGCAAUCGCCCAUCCUCUUGUCGCCAGAACACCAACCCUCGAAUCCCGCCAAGCCUCGGGCCCUGGAACCACCCUACAGUCGGGCUGGUACUGGGUGCGAGCCGUAGUGGCGCCCAACUAUCACAAAUACCUCCAAACGAAACCGGCAAACCAGGCCGGAGUCGCCAUACUGGAAUCGUACACGACGGCGGGACAGUACAAGGUCGAGGAUGGACAACUGGUGGCCAAUACGGGAUCCGGGUCGGCGCCCUUGUAUCUCAAUGUCGAAAAGCCCGCCGAUUUGACGGCGCAGCCGCCGCAGCGCACCCUGGGCACCUCGUUCAACACGACCAAGAACACAUUUGGAACUUUUGUUUUCCAGGGCGACGCUCUUACCUGGAGCACGCCCGAGAUCCAGCGCCAAAACCUUGCAGCUUGGCUCGUCUGCACUGGACAAAAGUUGUACAUCAACACUGGUGCCUAUGCGUACCAGACACCCAGUGGCUGUGCUGAUCAGACGAUUCACUACUAUAAUGACGCACAUGCUAAUGGGAAAUGA
Pestalotiopsis fici W106-1 is the source of this 582-nucleotide messenger RNA. RefSeq lists its product as uncharacterized. The coding region runs from base 1 to 582 and encodes 193 amino acids. The record is from RefSeq and is a predicted model, not a curated record. NCBI's taxonomy places the organism in Eukaryota, Fungi, Ascomycota, Sordariomycetes, Amphisphaeriales, Sporocadaceae. The transcript has 2 exons.